Patiria miniata (bat star) is the source of this 2226-nucleotide messenger RNA. RefSeq names its product poly(A) RNA polymerase, mitochondrial-like (gene mtpap). The record is from RefSeq and is a predicted model, not a curated record. NCBI's taxonomy places the organism in Eukaryota, Metazoa, Echinodermata, Asteroidea, Valvatida, Asterinidae. Gene Ontology annotation, molecular function: poly(A) RNA polymerase activity. The transcript is spliced from 8 exons. Gene Ontology annotation, cellular component: mitochondrion. Bases 51 to 2183 code for a protein of 710 amino acids.
CAUCAUCAACGCUCCUUGAAAAAGUAUUUUCGGCACCAGGUAUAGAUAAAAUGGCGGCGCCCAUGUGCAGAGCAGUACGCGAGAAAUCUCAGAAUUUUCUUCGGUUUCAUGUCUUCAAAAGACCAUUCUACACUGUGAAAUGCUAUUGCACCGAUACCGGAAAGCUUCAUAAAUCCGAUAAGAGCCUUUCCAAGAGUCUUUUCUGGCAGAACAUCCAAGCUCGUAAGGAUGAGGCAUCCAGGAGUAUUCUCGUCAGAUUGUCUGGGAAAACGUCCGAAGAGAGUCUACUGCAGUACUGUACCAGCCACGGCAAAGUGCAGCAUUACUUCACAUAUAGCCAGCAGCAGCACGAGCGUUAUGCACUGGUGGAGUUCAAGACAUCAGACGGCAUCGAUCUCAUCUUGGAUCGGGCCUACACGCCCAACUCCAACGGCCACGUCCAGUCACGAUUCCUCAGUUUCUCCGGGUCAAGCCAGGGCAGCGAUAAGGUGUCGACCUCACAGUGUCAGCAGGUCAACAAGGACAUCGGCUUUGCUGAACUUUACAAGGACCUCGCUGUAGCAGAAUCCGUCUCAGACCAGCUGGGCAUUCUUACGUCCAAGUUAGAGCUCAGGGAUCCGGAGACACGCCUUCGCUUCGUGGUCUGUUCUCUGAUUGAGGAGGCUUUCCAACAGAUCCUUCCCGACUGCUCCCUUCACCUCUUUGGCUCCUCUGUCAACAGCUUUGGACGCCGCAGCUGCGACAUGGACAUGUUCCUAGAGCGCAACACCGCGCAGGGAGUCGUGCCCAAGAAGAAAGGAAAAGGUCAAUACAAGCUAGGCUAUGACGGACCGUCCGCCGAGUCCGAGCGUGCUGCUGCACAGGCCACCCUCUUCACGCUAGCCUCCUUCCUGGAGAAACAAGUCCCCCACUGCAUGUCCGUGUCCAGGAUACUGCAGGCCAAGUGCCCCCUGGUCAAGUUCCGUCACUACGCCACGGGCCUGUCAUGUGACCUAACUGCAGACAACAGCAUCGCCCUGAAGAGCAGUGAACUCCUCUACGUCUUCAGUCAGCUGGAUCCCAGAGUGCGCCCUCUAGUGUUCAUGAUCCGCCACUGGGCGCGGCACCACGGCAUCACGAACCGCGCCCCCGGCUACUGGAUCACCAAUUUCCCCCUGACGUUAGUAGUGGUCUUCUUCCUGCAGACACGACCGCAGCCAGUCGUGCCGUCCUUUGAGUAUCUUCGUUCUCUUGCAGAUGAAUCAGACACCAGUGUUGUUGAUGGAACUGACUGCACUAUUCCUGGAGACCUCAGUAAAGUUGAACCAUCACAGAACACACAGACCACAGCGGAGCUGCUGCAAGAAUUCUUCAGUUUUUGCACCACGUUUGAUUUUGAGUCCAGCUCCCUCUCAGUUCGCACCGGACAGCUAGGUCCCAAACCGGACCGCUUCUCACCCCUCCAUAUGGAGAACCCCUUCCAAACCCAGCUGAACAUGUGCAAGAACGUCUCGGAGGGCUUGCUGAAGGAAAUCCAGAAGCACUCCCAGUAUGCACUGCAGAUGAUGGACGUCCCAGGGUUCCACGGUCCGGGGUCAGAGUCAGAGGUCAUACACCCCUGGGGCAUCGGCGCCUUGCUUGCCCCACUCAAAAUCCGACGGAACGGAAAGCGUUCUGCCUUGGCGAACAGUAACAUUGGGGACGUGCUGCGAGGACUGUCCCGGAAAUCACCCAAAACAGCCACGAAGAAGCAGCCGAGACACAACUCGAAUGAAAACAAUUCCACCGUAACCCUGUCCAGCACUCCACCGGAUCUGAGGGAUUUCAGGGUCAACUUAGAAGAGCAAACCGGGACUAGAACUGUGCGCGUGGAAAACAUGACAGCCCUUGACGCGAGUCUUCAAGCCGAUGGCUCAAGGACUCCGCCCGAAGAUGACAGAACGUGGAAAGUGCGUCAACUUGAUUUGGUCAACUUAUCGCACACUGCCAAGGAUGGUUGUGAACCUGCCCCUAGUGAGCAAGAUGUGGAUGACAACGAGGCUUCUGCACUAAGUAAUGGCACUUCUUACUCAGGUACAGACAGCACACAAACUGAAGUUGCGGGAAAGACGCAAAUACCAAAGCUACAGAUUACCAUCGAUAGUGUCAGAAGGCGACUGUUUGACGGGCGACACACGAAAACAACCAAAGGGAUCGUUCACUGAGUUAAUAUUUCAAUUUGAUUUUUACUAUUCAAUUUUUUUUUUU